GUUGCUUAUUUCAGGCUUCGGUGCAUGUGUCCUUAGUCAUACUCAUAUAGUUACAUGCCAGUGUGACCCUCUAUAUCACUUGGUACUUCCUACACACUCACCACGCGAUAAGUGUUUCACUCAUUUGACUUCCUGGUACCCUUAGAUAUUCCCUCUUUACCUCGUUGGCACAUGGUCUGCUUUUUGAGCAGUUGUGUUUGUUUUCUUUGCCUACUUCUGCUGCAUUCCUUAACCAUGGAGUUCAAGGAUGAGGAGCUGGAAGGCAUGGCCACACUCUUUAAGAAGUUGGGGAUGCAACCGAAGGCUGACACGCCUGAGGAUUUUAAAGCCUGGAUCAAGGACAUGUAUUCUCACCAAGGCCCUCUUACCGGGGAAUAUGAAGAGACAACUGGACCUCCUACUCAACCACAGACACAGGAUGUUAAGCCUGUAGCUGUAGCAUACCAUCAGUUCCCUAAGCUGCCAUUGUUUAGUGGAGAUUUUCAGGGCAAGGAUGUCUCAUUUGACCUUUGGACUUACGAAGUGGAUUGUCUCUUGAAGUCAACAAUCUAUACACCAGAUGUCAUUGAUCAGGCCAUCAGGCAUUCCUUGAAGGGAGAGGCAGCCAGAGUAGCAAUGAGGUUAGGAUCCAAGGCUUCAAUACAGGACUUACUGAACAAACUCUACAGUAUUUAUGGAACUGUUCAGCGCAGAGAAGCUCUCUUGGCUCAGUUUUAUAGCGCUUCCCAGGGUGAAGUUGAAGAUGUUGCUACUUGGGGAUGCCGUUUGGAACACUUGCUUUCCAAAGUCACGGAUCACCACGCUAUUCCUUUUCAAGAACAGGAUGACAUGUUGAGGAAUAUGUUGUGGAGUGGUCUUAGGCCAUCAUUGAAGAAUGUGUCCGGCCAUAAGUUUGAUUCUGUCUCCUCCUUUGAUGGACUCAGGAUAUCCCUGAGGGAGAUUGAGUAUGACAUGAAGCAAGGAAGAGAUCCAACACCAUCACCUAGGAAUAGGACUGCUACUGCCAAGAUGGCCUCCGAGUCAGAUACAGUGACGAGGAAAGAUAUUGAUAGUCUGACUUCUGCUAUCCAACAUUUGCAAAGUCAGGUUACAGAUCUGACGACCAAGCAACAGGGGACAGCCUAUGCCUAUCAGCACCAGGCUAUCACCCCCAGUCAACAGAGGGGCAGACGCCGAGGCAAUCUGCCAUUUACCUCUCAGGAAGUGAUUGCACCACCCCAAGGAGCUACCCCAUAUGGAUCCUUCUCACCCCACGGCUUGGAUCAAGGACCAGAUGAUAGAGUCUACGCACCACAAGGUAUUGGAGCUACCGCAAACCCUUACUACAGAGGUACAAGAGUAAACCAUAGCGGACAGGGACCUACACUUCCUACAUCUGGUGUUCAGAUAGGUGCACAGAGGAACCCGUAUCCACCACCACCUGAGAAGGAUUAUCCUUAUUCUACUAGGUCUCAGGAAGUUACAUGCUUCAGAUGUGGUUACCCAGGACACAUUGCCAUUGGAUGUCGAGUUCGUCUGGACCAUCUUCGUCGCCCUUUAAACUGGCAAGGGUCUAUGGGCAGGGGUCACCACUAGACUUACUUCAGAACCCCAACAGAGUACCUGAAGGAUUAGUUGGUCAAGCAAAUGAAGAUAACAUCAUGCUUGAUGGUAAGCCAGUUCGAGCUUUACUUGACACAGGAGCCACAGUGUCCAUCAUAUCUGAGUCCUUUUAUGAGGAACAGUUACAGCACAUUGAACUGGAGCCACUCGGUAAUAUUUUAGACAUUGAGUGUGCAGGCGGCGAGACUUUACCAUAUAAGGGGUUUAUUAAAGUGGAUGUAUCCAUCACUGGAGGAGGUGUUGAUGUUGAUGCUGUUCCAUGUUUAUUCCUUAUAGUACCAAGUACCAGAUACAGUGCCCGUGUACCGGUACUUCUAGGAACUAACAUCUUGAACUGCUUAUUGGACAAUUGCCGGAACCAGCAUGGAACUAGGUUUCUACAGAAGGCCCCAUUGCACACCCCGUGGUA
Haliotis rufescens (red abalone) is the source of this 2011-nucleotide messenger RNA. RefSeq lists its product as uncharacterized. Lineage: Eukaryota; Metazoa; Mollusca; Gastropoda; Lepetellida; Haliotidae. The transcript has a single exon. Bases 172 to 1575 code for a protein of 467 amino acids. The record is from RefSeq and is a predicted model, not a curated record. Gene Ontology annotation, molecular function: zinc ion binding; nucleic acid binding.